AUGGUCUUCAGAGCCGAAGAUCAAAGCCAGCUACAGCUCGUUAAACGCCAAGACAUCGACGACGAAGACGACCUCUUCGAAGUGAUCGAUAAGCUGAUUGCUCAGGGAAUCAAUGCCGGAGAUGUUAAGAAGCUUCAGGAGGCAGGGAUCUACACUUGCAAUGGUUUGAUGAUGCACACCAAGAAGAACUUGACGGGAAUUAAAGGUUUAUCUGAGGCCAAAGUUGAUAAGAUUUGUGAAGCUGCUGAGAAGAUAGUGAACUUUGGAUAUAGUAAUGGGAGUGAUGCUCUAACCAGAAGGAAGUCUGUGAUUCGCAUUACGACUGAGAGCCAAGCACUUGAUGAACUAUUAGGCGGUGGGAUUGAAACUCGAGCAAUCACAGAAGCCUUUGGGGAAUUUAGGUCUGGGAAAACACAGCUUGCGCACACACACUGCAUAACUACACAACUUCCUACUAACAUGCAUGGAGGGAAUGGAAAGGUUGCUUACAACAAGGAAUUCGAUUCUCACAAGUGUAAGGCUGAGAAGGAACGCCACUGUGCAAGCAAGAAGAAUGACUUCAAUGCUCACAACCAUAAGGAUAAGGAGGGAAGCAAGAAAGACUUCAAUGCUCAUGGAUCCUGGUUAAUGUUCUUUAUGAUGUUGCUGCUGAAAAGGAAGGUUGAACCAAAAGCAACAAAUGUGGACAAAGUUCUUAAUGCGAGCAAGGAGGACUGUGAUGCUUUCAACCAUUCUGUUGGAGUCUGCUGGUAG
This is a messenger RNA of Rosa chinensis, 753 nucleotides long. RefSeq names its product meiotic recombination protein DMC1 homolog. NCBI's taxonomy places the organism in Eukaryota, Viridiplantae, Streptophyta, Magnoliopsida, Rosales, Rosaceae. Gene Ontology annotation, molecular function: single-stranded DNA binding; DNA strand exchange activity; ATP binding. Gene Ontology annotation, biological process: DNA repair; DNA strand invasion; DNA recombinase assembly. The coding region runs from base 1 to 753 and encodes 250 amino acids. Gene Ontology annotation, cellular component: condensed nuclear chromosome. The transcript has 9 exons. The record is from RefSeq and is a predicted model, not a curated record.